AUGACUGCUUCCUCAGGAAGUCCCAACGGAAUGAGUCAGUCCCAGUCGCGACAAGCAAAUCAGUGUCUCGCCACGAGCGGCAUGGCCGUGCAUGCAGCCAUGGGUGAUUCUUUGCAGAGAACUACAGGUGAUGAAGCAAGGAUGACAAGCAGUCGCGGGUUUUCGCCUUGCUUCUGGGCUGGAACGGUGGAACCACUCUUGUCACUUGUCUCCUGUCUCCGAUGUGGAUGUGGAAGCUCGUGGCUUGGAGACGAGGUGCGUGCCGCCACGGACUCUGAUUCUAUUACUAUCCUCUCCUCUCCUAAUUUGGUCAGCUCAGGAGUCUAG
Messenger RNA from Pseudocercospora fijiensis CIRAD86, 327 nucleotides. RefSeq lists its product as uncharacterized. The record is from RefSeq and is a predicted model, not a curated record. The coding region runs from base 1 to 327 and encodes 108 amino acids. NCBI's taxonomy places the organism in Eukaryota, Fungi, Ascomycota, Dothideomycetes, Mycosphaerellales, Mycosphaerellaceae. The transcript has 5 exons.